This is a messenger RNA of Epinephelus fuscoguttatus (brown-marbled grouper), 4184 nucleotides long. RefSeq names its product C-C chemokine receptor type 1-like. The coding region runs from base 1269 to 2345 and encodes 358 amino acids. Gene Ontology annotation, cellular component: membrane. Gene Ontology annotation, molecular function: chemokine receptor activity. NCBI's taxonomy places the organism in Eukaryota, Metazoa, Chordata, Actinopteri, Perciformes, Serranidae. The record is from RefSeq and is a predicted model, not a curated record. The transcript has 3 exons. Gene Ontology annotation, biological process: chemotaxis; G protein-coupled receptor signaling pathway; immune response.
CCUAAUGUUAUUCUUAUUUGAAUAAUAAUUAUUAUCAUUAUUAUUUCUAUAUUCUUUUUCUUAUUAUUGUUUAAUAAUAGUACCGCUAUCAUUAUUAAUAGUAUCAUCGCUGCUCUUGUUGUUGUACAUUGAGUUUGAGUAGUAAUCCGGAAAAGUGUCUGUGCAUAAUGUCUCAUUGAAAUUCAGUGAUGAGAAUUCAAAUCUUUUCUCCCGGCAUGUUUUCCCGGCAUGCUUUGUGGCAUUUUGCCCCCCCAUGCAACACCUCCUCUGCACAAUUCUGUAUAACUGUCUACCACAAGAGGGCACUCACAGACCACCCAACUUCACUGCAAACGCUGCAAACCCAUUUGCUAGGGUGCUGUACAUACGAUUAGAUAUUUGAGUCCGGUGUGAAAAAGCUUUACUAGAAAGACGACGUUAUUAAUAAGAGGAAGAUAGGAGGAAGAGGAUAAGAGGAAGAGGGAAUUGAAAACAGUGCAUGUAGCUGAACAUAGGACACAGUCUCACAGCAUCAGCAUCAGAUCUGAAACAACUUUUUGAGGCAGACACCAAUUGCCUUUUGAGAAGAGUGUGUAAUUGUAAUAUUGUUAAUUUUUUGUUCUAAUACUUUCCACUUAAUUAAAGCAGCAAUCUGUGAUGUAAAGGUUGCACACAAAGAGUUGCCCUGUCACUAAAUCUGACUGACAAAAUUGCCAUCACCCCUUAACUGAUGAUCAGAUGCUUUUAUGAUGGUACUGGAUUAUGACUAAAUUUAUAUUAUCAUUGCUUGUAUUAAGAUUUGUUUACAUCACAAAGGAGUAAAAACAUAGCUUUAUAUCUGCACACUUUCAUGCUCACUUUUCAUCGACUGCUCUGCUCAAACGCUUCACUUUAUAGGCCCUAUGUGAAUCUAUGUUGUAAAAAGAUAUUGUUGGAGCCCUUAAAAUAUAAUCUGUAUGUAGGUGUGAAACUCUCACAUACUUAAGGCCACAAGUUAGUGUUUUGUUUUGAUGUGUUAACCUUUGAAGUUAUUUUGUCAACAUUUCAGGCAAAGGUUGUGAAGUGUAGGCUGCUGAUAAGGAUCUCACAGUCACACUGAGGGACGUGCAGGAAGUGACAGCUGCACUUCUGUUUCUGUGGCUCUCAAGUCAUUAGGGGACUAGUGACUUGAAGACAGUUCGUUCAUCACUGCUCAUUGUGUCCAUCAAGAUCUGGCCAGAGAAAUAAGGAGUCCUGAAGCGCAGCCGCUGACUUUACCUGAAAGGAGGAGGCCUCACUGAGAUAUCACCAUGUCAGAUGAUGGAGAAAAUGCCACCACCCAAGAGUACUAUGAUUACUCAGGCUAUUAUGAUGGAUUUCCUCCAGUCUUCGCUCCUUGCAACGUUGCUGAUUUGAAAAAUUUCGGCGAAGUGUUUCUGCCCACUCUCUACAGCUUGGUUUUCAUCCUUGGCUUCUUAGGCAAUGGCCUAGUGGUGUGUGUCCUGGUGUAUUACCGCAACCAGACCAACCUGACAGACAUCUGCCUCUUUAACCUGGCCAUCUCCGACCUCCUCUUCGUCCUCACGCUGCCUUUCUACGCUCACUACUCUGUGGUCGGUCAGUGGACUUUAGGAGACUUCAUGUGCCGUUUUGCCGCGGGCUCCCACAAAACUGGCUUCUUCAGCAGCAUCUUCUUCAUGGUUGUCAUGACGCUGGACCGUUACAUGGUCAUCCUGCACACUCGCUCAAUGGCGCGUUAUCGCACUCUGAGAGCAGGAGUUGCUGUGAGCUUGCUGGUCUGGAUGCUGAGCUUGUGCGUCUCUUUGCCAGAUAUCAUCUACACAAAAGUGACAAAUGAGUCUCACGGGCUGGCUUGUAGCUACGUCCCUGAAAAUGACUCCUGGAAGAUCUAUAACAUCUUCUCAAUAAAUGUGUUGGGUCUCGUGAUCCCCUUGUUGGUGAUGGUCAUCUGCUACACCAGAAUCAUCCCCAUACUGGUGAACAUCAGGAGUGCAAAGAAGCACCGUGUUAUCAAGCUGAUCAUCACCAUAGUUGUCGCCUUUUUCUUAUUCUGGGCCCCAUAUAACAUCAUUCUUUUCUUGGGGUUCCUGAAAUCUGAGGGUGUAUUGCAGAGCAGCUGCAACAUUGAAGGGAAUUUAAGGCUGUCAGCCAUAGUGACUGAAACGUUUGCUUAUACCCACUGCUGCCUGAACCCCAUCAUAUAUGCCUUUGUGGGACAGAAGUUCAUGAAACGAGCCCUUCAGCUGUUGAGAAAAUGGGUGCCUGUGAUUAACUUCACCUUCCCCAGAGAUUUCUCAGACAGCUCAUACAGGAAAAGCUCAGUUGUUUCCAGGUCCUCUGAUGCCACCUCCACUUUCAUCAUGUAGGAGGUGGAGGGCAGAUUAUGUUGUAUAUGUUGUGCUUUAUGGACAUCACCUGCUGAGUCGACAUGUUUUUAUCCACGUGACCUUGUUAUUAGGCUACUGCUGCUACUGCUGACCAUAUUAUAAUUUUUCAUGCUGCAUGAUUUCUUUUGUCAGCCUUAUUCAACACAUAAUCUUAAAAAGCUGCCUGAAGGCUGCCUGUAGCUAUAUAUUAUUUACACCUUAGACUUAAGACUCUUUUAGUUUUAUUUGCACUUUGAAUUUGCACUAAAAUAUUUGUUUUGACAAGGGCUGCACAAUAUAUUGUUUUCCUCUUUUGAUAUUGGAUGAUAAACACAUUGCAAAAUAUUUGACUUUUAAUAAACUAAUGUUUUAAACUACAGUCUGUCUGCAGUCCCAAUUUUGUCUAAUAUAUGGCCAUGCUGUUAACUCUCUGGCCAAUCAGACAGAGCCCUCCCUGUUAGGCAUCUUCUGAUUAGUUAUAAUCCACAUGCAUGCCAAAGUUGAGUGCGGACGCAAAUGCAAAUGCCAGAGAUGAGCUGGUACCCACAAAACAGCACGUCUGGCAAUAUUUUAGAUACAGGAGAGAUGACGAUACACAAGCACAGCUGCUGUCCAAGUCAAGAAUUGAGCACACUUUAAAGGUCCAGUAUGUCAUCUGCAGCAAGGUUGAAGAACUGAAACUGUGUGUGCCAAGCGUGCGUGCCAAAUUACAGUGGCGGAUGUCAAAAUGUGCAAUCAAGAAUGGCCCUAACUAGAGUCCGUUGAUUUGUCUGUUUUGGGCUACUGUAGAACAACAUGGCAGACUCUGGCAGAGGAGCUGCUUCGUAUGUAGAUGUACACGGCUCAUUCUAAGGUAACAAAAACACAACAAUUCUUAUUUUCAGGUGAUUAUCAACUAAAAAAAACAUAGUUAGGAAUAUUAUAUACCAUUUCUGCCCAUAGAUGCCCCUAAAUCCUACACACUGGUCCUUAAUAUCUGUCUAUUUAUAAUAUCGUUACCAGGAUAUUCAACAAUGCUAUUACAUAUCACAUAUUUUUCCUGAUAUCAUGCAGCCCUAGUUUUGACCAUAAGAUGUCAGAUGUGUAAUCCAGUCAAGUGUAAAUGCAAUGCAAAUCAAGCAACACCAUCUACUGUAUGAUCUCAGAUAUUUGCUAAAUGCUUUGCAAGGCUCCUCCUCUUCCUGCUUAACACUGACUGAAACCAUGAGCCUCUUGUUUGUAACGGCCUGAAACCACAAAGUUUGUUUAUGUGUGCCUGAGGUGUUUAAAACUUUCACACAUGAGUUAAUAAGCCUGCAAGUUAAAAAAACAACAACAUUCACACUGUAUGGAAAAGUUACCAUUUAUGAUGAAACCAAAUACUCUUACAACAUGGAACUGUUUUUCUUAAUUUCCUGUGGAAAAAGUGUUUCAUUCAAAUGUUGGAUGAUGAAUGAAAGCCACAAAGCUGAAAACACGGGCUUAUCUGUCACCGUUUGCACAUUCAGAUGUCAUUAUUAAUCAAAGUUUGGCUCAUCAUAAACAUCUGUAAUUUGUCAUAUAUUUUCUUGAUAGUGUUUUAUGCCUCACAUUUGUACAUAUGUACAGUAUAUUGCAAAUUUAUUUCUUCUGUUUUCAUACUGAAUAUAUUCUUUUUUUGUCUUGUUUUUUUUACUGCCAUUUCAGAUGUUACUUGUACAAAAUCCACAUAUUUUCAUGCAUUUAUUCUCAUAUGUCAGAUUUAUGCUCUUGUUUAAGCCUUUCUGUUUAUAAUCAUGUUAUGGAUUGUUGUUGUAGUGGUUUAGUUUGAUGAUUAUUAAAGUCUCUCUAUAUGAGUACCAAACAGUUAUAUGCUAUAUU